Messenger RNA from Musca domestica (house fly), 9062 nucleotides. Its product is annotated as kinesin-related protein 4. Gene Ontology annotation, biological process: regulation of DNA-templated transcription. Gene Ontology annotation, cellular component: RSF complex. The record is from RefSeq and is a predicted model, not a curated record. Lineage: Eukaryota; Metazoa; Arthropoda; Insecta; Diptera; Muscidae. The transcript has 10 exons. Bases 561 to 8240 code for a protein of 2559 amino acids.
UUAGGUAUACCUAUUUUGGGCUAUAAAGAAAAUUGAAAACUGAAAAUUUUCUGCAAAGAAUUUGCUUGAAAAGUAAAACAGAUAGUGUUGGAAGGUUUUAAUACAGUUUUAUUUGAGAGAAUGACUAUCAGCAUGUGACUAUAAAGUGAUAUUUCCACUAUUUAUUAACUCAACUUAUUGCGUGUGGAAAAAUUUAAUAAUUAUUAAGAUUGUUUGUUAAAUUGGUCAACAACGCCAACAUACUACCACAGCCAUGCGAAAGAACAAAUUAAGGUGGUGUCCAGAACGCUUGGAAAAUUUUUCCGGAUAAAAUAAAGAAUGAUAUGUGCAUAAAAAUGGAUGAAAGUCUGUAUUGCUCAAAGAAAAAAGUCAAAUAUGCGAGCUGUAGCCUUCAAUUUGCUUGUCCAAUUGAUGUGUUGGUGGAAGUAUACUGCGGCUUGUUGUUUACCAAUAAACAUUCUGACAAUAGCUAUGAGAUUUAUCGAAUGUGUGUACAAAUUUUAAUCUAAAUAUCAUUUUAGGUUUUAACUGAACUCUUCUACGUUGGAAUAUUUGCGCAAAUGGGUCCUCUACAACAGCAGAUGUCUUUAGGAAGCAGUUGCUCUUGUGCCAAUGAUCCAAAUUUUGCGAUAAUAUGUGCUUUCCUGCAGAAGUUUGGACAUGACUUAAAUAUUGAUAUACCGAAUUUCAAACAACUUCAAGAGUGGCUCACCAAAACAGACGAAGUCGCUGUUCCUUUAAAGGAUUUGCAUAUAAAAUUGAUGCGGAAGAAUCGUAAAACUGUACACGAAAAGAGCUGGGAGUCAGCUUUGAGUAAAUUUUGUUUUUCCUACUCCGCGCAAGAUGCUUGGGAAAUAGAAAGAUUUGGAUAUAAAAAUGCCAGCCUUAAAGUAAAAUUGAGGGUAUUAAAGGAGCUACUUGAAAGUCAAUUCGAGCGAAAUACUAAAUUCAGAGCCAAAAUUCUAACUCAAUCGGCAGAGUCGCUAAGGUCGGAGCCGAUAGGACGCGAUCGCCUUGGUCACGCAUACUGGAUUACACAAGAUAAUGAUUGUAAUUUAAGAAUUUACCAGGAGCAUUUGGAUGAAGAUAUUUGGCAAGUUGUUGCAACUAAUCGCGAGGAGUUUGUUAAUUUGAUAGAUAGACUACGUGGGAAUGAGGUAGUACUGCCUUCAAAUGAUAUUGGCACAAUUGAUGAAGAUACCAGCAGCAGCAAUAGCUUAGCAGGACCAGACGCAAAAAUUAAUUUAGAAGAAACCCAAUCCAAAACAGACGGUGGUGAACAAAAAGUACCGAAAUUAAGUAUUAAAAUCUCAAAUGACAAAACUUUAAUCGAAAGUGAAACAAACGAUCUUCCCAGUGGUGGAGAAGGUCAAACCACAGACGAUAAUGAAUAUUCGAAUAGUAAAUAUACACGUGAUUGCACUGAGAAUAUUGGCGAAAAUAAGGAAUACGUUUUAGAAGGAAAGAGUAAAGAUGCGGAAAGCGAUGACAGCGAAAAAAGCAGGAAAAUUGAGCCAAUCAUUAUAUCACAAAAGAAAAUAAAAGAUACGAACAAUGAAGAAAAGAAAUCAAAAGUAGAUCCAGAGGGCAAAUGUGAAAAGAAGGAAAUCGCACAAAAAGGCGUUCAGAAUGUAGGAAACCCGGAAGACAAGCGGAGAGUUGAGCCAAUACUUAUAACACAGAAGCAAAUAACAAGCACGCAGAGCGAGCAAGACACUACAAACAAAUUGGGUAAAAAGAGAUUGGCAAGUGAAGAUCGGGAACCCAUAUGUACAACACAAGAAGAAAUUAAUCCCGAAAAGAACGAAAAAACUUCUUUGCCGGACACCAAACGGUACAAAAUAUCAACUAUCAACGAUGAGGAGGACAAAACAGGAGAAGAAGACCGAGAAGAUAGCGGAGAGGAAUCAGAUACUGAAGAUGAGAUUGAAGAAGAGGACAUAGACUCUGCAGCCGCUGAAGAAGACGAAAACGAAGAGAAACAAAUUGAGGAAUUCGAUGAUGAUGAUAUUCCGAAUGUAGUUGUAGGUGAAGCUAUCACUGAUCCUGUUUUGCAUGUAGAAGGGACAGGUUCUGGUAAUGAAUGCGAAUCUGUAUUUUUUAAUUGCGGUGAUUAUUUCAUUGAGGAUGAACAAGAAAUACAUGUAAGCGAUGCUAUUGAAGAGGAUUUGGUCUUAGUGUGUGGAGAAGGAUAUGGUACAGAAUGUUUAAUAGGCAACUCAAAAAGUGAAGAUAAUGUAUCAACCGAAUCCGCUUUGAAAGACAACAUCAAAGUUGAUGCAAUUAAUGAAACUGUUAAAUUGAACCCCAAGGAUGAAAAAUGUCAGGAAGUGAAGCUUGAGAGUACAACAAUCGAUAAAGAAGAUAAUAAAACAAAAAGCAACGAUACAGACACGGAAAAUCUAAGAAAUGACAAAGAUAAUUCAGAGAAAGCAAAAGAGUUGUCUGAUUCCAAAAACAGUGCUCCAAAAUCCAGACUUGCAAGAAAUGUAAAAAGCAAACUUACUGCAAACAUUUGUAGCGCAGGCGAAAAUCCAAAAAAAGAGGAAAGUUCUGCUGAUGCUUUACCGACAAAUACAGACAUACAUUUGGAAAAGACUCCGGAUCCUAAAAUUGCUGAAGAAAAAGAAACAUCAAAUUCAGAAAUUCAACCUAGCUUAAACCGAAAAAGACGUUUGGGGAAAUUCGAAUCACAGCCAAUUCAGAAAAAUUUGCAAUCAGAAAGCGAGAUUGACAUAAAUUCUGAAAACACAGAAGACUGCAAUAAUGAUAAAGACGCGGAAGUUGAUGAGCCCGACGUUGGUGGAAAGCGGCUAAAAAUGCGUCCCAAACAAAGCAAUACAGAGUUGCGAAAAAAGGUGGAGGCAAAGAAAGCAGCUGUUCACGAUGAAGUCAAUUCAUCGAGUGGAGGAGAAGAGAAUACACAAAGAAGAAGAAAAAUAUGUUCGCCUAAAAAACAUAUUGAAAAGAAGUUGAUUAAAACUGAACAGAUAGACAAAUCCGCCAGUCAGAUAUCUUCUAAUAACGCCAACGGAUCAGAUGAACAUAAUUUGCCGAGCAAAAGCAUGACAAACAAUGCAAAGAACGAGCCGUCGAAAGAGAUAGUUUCUAAAAGUGAUACCCAUUUAUCCAUAGCAAAACAAAAGAAAACUUUAGAAGAAAUUAUAGACAAGAAGUUGAAAAAGACCCACGAAGAAAUUGGUGAGGAUAUUUGUUCUAAAAGACGGACAAAAUCUCCGCCAUCAACAACGAAAAAAAAUCCUGUAACAAAGCCUUUAAAGAAGAAUUUAUUAAAACAAAUUUGGCACGAAGAAACAGAAAAAGAAUCUAUGGCUGAUAACACGGCUGAUGUGAAAAAUGAAAACAGGACAGAGGAAAAAUCUUCUGUGGUAGACAAUAUGAAAGACAAUAAAAGUAAGGUUUUUGAACGGCAGAGAAAACGGCACAGCAGUGAGGAGGCAGAUUGCCAUGUUGUUAAAGAGGAACCAGAAGCUAAAAAGGAAGUUUCGCACAGCGAAUUCCACGAAAAAGGAGAAACUGAUGCCGUUAAGACAAAAGUAUUAAGCAUAGAAGAUGCAGAACCUGCAGUCCAUGUAGAUGAAUUAAAAAAAGAAGAAGAUGUUUCAGUUUCGAGUUAUGGUCGGAGAGCAACGAGGCGUGGUAAUGCGAAUAUUUGCCAAUCUAAUAAAAAGAAAAUAGAUGUAAAAAGAACUGAAUCGGUGGCGGAGAAGAGUAAAUUGAAUAGCAAAGAAAUGCCCGCAGAUAAAAACAUGGAAUCAGAAAAGGUUUUAAACAAAUGUCUUUCCCCCGUUGGUGUAGAUCGAAGCAAAUCAGUUAAGAAGGAAGACGGAGGAGAAGUUUCUGACGAAAAAGCCAAUACAAUUCCAGACGCUAUUAAGACAGAUAUACCGGCAUCAUCGAAAAAAGUGGUUAAGGGAAAUCGUAAGCAACGUGAUGUUGAUGCUACAAAUAUAAUUGAUACCACCGACGCUGAAACACCUGUGCGUCAAUCAAGGCGCAUAGCUCAGUUAAAAAUUCGAGAGGAAGCUGAGCGUCGAAAACUUGAGGAAAUAGCUUUAAGAACAAUGAAGCAAGAGUUAAAAAAGAAAAAGAAGGCAGAAAAAGAAGCGGAUCCUACCAUUCUUCCCCCCUCAGAACCUUCAUCAGAAUCAGAGGAGAGUGAAAUCGACACAAAGAAGAAAGUGCAGAAAAAGAAAUGUCCGGGAAAGAAUGGCAGCUGGUCAUCCGGAUCAGAAGAGCAAGAAGAACCAGAUGAAGAGGAGUAUGAAGAGCACCAUCGUUAUGAGACAGAUCCUGGUUCGCCACUUUUCAGGUCGGAUCACGAAUUCUCACCUGAAUCGGAUAUUGAGGAUGAAACUCAAGUAGUACCCAUGAAGAGAGCACGAACUGUUCGCAAAGAAAAUGAUGUAGACAAUGAGCCAGAUGAAGAGGAAGCUUGUCAAAAAUGUCAUAAGUCGGACCACCCAGAGUGGAUAUUACUGUGCGAUAAAUGCGACAAAGGUUAUCAUUGUUCAUGUUUAUCGCCUGUUCUUUUUUAUAUUCCGGAAGGUGACUGGUACUGCCCACCGUGUCAACAAGAACAAUUAAUAAAAGCAUUAGAGGGACAGCUAAACGAGUUUGAUGAAAUGGUUGAGCGCAAAAAAGAAGAGCAAGAAGAAUUGAAACGCCAGAUGGAGAAAGAAAAUGCGCGACGUUUAGAGGAAGAAGAGCUCACAAGUCAAAAUAAACGAAAAACUAAGAAAAUUCAGCAUGGUCAAGAUGGUAGCAGCAGCGACAUAAAUACUGAGCACAGUGUAGAGAGCGAUGCCGCAACAAACUCCAACUCUGGCGAAAGUGAAACAGAGAACAAGAAACUUCCGAAAAAGAAGACAAUUGACAAACGCCGAAGGAAUGAUCGAAGGCAAUAUUCAUAUCGUAAUACUAGAAGCCAUAAGCAAAAAAGUCUUUCGGAAAGUGACAGCAAUUCUCAUAGAACAUCAAAUUCUGAAAGUGUAUCAAAAAGUGAAUCGUCUUCCUCGUUUUCUGAUAGUGACGACGAACCAAUCUACAAAUUGAGAAAGCGAAGGCAAUUAAAUGUUAGUUACAGAUUGAAUGAGUAUGAUGACCUUAUUAAUUCUGCACUUAAGAAGGAAAUGGAUGAGGUUGCUGGAGCAGGUAAUUUAGGUCGAGGGAAAGAUAUAUCAACAAUAAUAGAAGCUGACAAGGAGGAGAAGGCGAGGCAGAAAAAUCUUGAGACCUCUGACAUGCCGGUGGAAAAAGAAGAGAAAAACGAUUCCAGGAACGAAAAAGAGAGCGCUCAAAAAGAUGAAAGCGAAAGUGAGGAUGAACUAAUAAAGGACCUUGUUCAGUCAAAGUCGACAAUGAAGAAAAAAUCUCGUAAGCUAACGACAUUAGAUAUAAGCUCGGAAGACGACGAUGCUUCUGAUGAAGAUUUUAAAGGGUCGUCCGUGGACGAAGAAGACGACAGCUUUGGGUCAUGCUCAAUUAAUAGUGACUCAAGUUUGGAAAUAUAUAAACGAAAAGGCAAGUCAAGGAAAAAACAGAGAAAAGCUGCAAGACGUGCUUUUAGAGAACGUCGCAAGGACAGGAAUUUUAUAGUAGACAACAGUGAUGACGAUGAAGAAGUACAAAAACCUAAAUCGAAAAAGAAACGGAAAGUUGAAUCUGAUUAUACUGAAAGUGAAAUAGAUGACGAAGAUCUGUCGGAGCUAUCAAACAACAUUGAUAGCGCUGAUUUGUGUGAUGAUACAACAACUGAUGAAUCGGAUGGAGCUUGGCGCCCCAACAAACGUAAAAAAUCGAAAAAGACAUCUGGUCCAACAGCAGGAAAGUCUAGCAAAACAAAGGUCCGUCAUUUGAAUAAAUCCAAGAAGGAGGUGUAUUCGGAUGACGAUAUAACAGAUACCGACGAAGAAGAAAUUGAAGAUGAUAGUAACGGUGCAGUUGGUGGAGGAAAACAACCACGUUCACAGCCCCUAAAGACUAAUUCCAAUUCAAGCAAAGCGAAAGCUAAAACUUCUAACAAUAAAAAAUUCUCAGAUGAGGAUAAGAGUUUUUCAGAUAGUGGCGAUAGUACGAGGCGUACUCGUGGUAGACGGUAUGCUUACAUAGAGGAUUUCGACGAUGAUAGUUCAGAUGGCGGCAUUAAACCUGGUGUGAAACGUCCCGAUACACCGCCAGAAGAGCGUGAAAAAUUCAUAAAACGUCAAGAGGAAAUAAAGCGUAUGUUAGCAGAAAAGAAUGCAGAAGGCGCAAAACUUGUUGCUACGCCUCGCCUUACACCUAUCAAAAGUGAAUGUGAUAGGGAGAAAAAAUCACCUUCGAAGUCGGUUGGAGAUACAUUGUCUACAGUGCCGAUGUCCGUAAUAAGACAAGCCAAGGUACUUGACAUUGAUUACUUGCAACGUCGUGGCGAACCAUUAGAUGAUUCACUAAAUGAUGUUGAUGAUGAGUUUGAUGACGCAGACUUACCUGACGAUCUACCGGAAGACAUGGAUGAAGACGCCAUCGCUCGUAUGGUUGAAGAUGAAGAAGAGUUUGCUGCUGUUGCAACAAGAGAUCUGCCGCCAUCUGAUGAAAUUAUUCAACCAACGCCAGCCUCCGUCAAAGCAAAAUCGAAACCUGUGGAAAAUGUACAUACUACUGAUAAAACCCCAGAACUUUCUACUGUAACAUUGCAACCAACCAUUGCAGUUGCAUCCUCUGGUCUUCAAGAGCCUGUUAGAAAACGAUUUCCAAUGCCCACAAUGCAUCCUCCUUUAUUGCGCCAUCAACAUCAUGACAGUGUGCACGGAGCGCCGAUAGUGGUCCAAAGACAUACUUCCCCGCACUUGAGUCACUUACUGCAGAAUGCUCUUUCAUCGCCGGCAAAUCAAUCAUUCUCCAGUUCAUAUCCUAUGCCACCGAAUAAUCAAUCUCUAAUUACUCGAAUGACUAACAGUACACAAGUCCCAUCUUCUCCAUCAGCAGUUAAUGCACCUUCCCGCAUGUCCACUCCUUUAAUUGUUAAAUCAACACAACAAAUAAAUAUGCAGUCACAAAGCAAAGCGACAGCGCCAACAGCUGAGUCUGAAGUUAAACCCAGAGGACGUCGAAAGAAAAUUACACCUCUAAGAGAUACUUUACAAAAGCAGCAGACAGCGGCAGCCGUAGCUGCUGCAGCUUCUGCUUCCACUUCAGCAAGUAUUGCGAACUCAUCUAUUGGAAUUAUCAAACCACCGUACUCUUUCAAAGGAUCAGAUGGUGUUAUAAGAGUAUCAGCACCUACUAAGGCUCCAGAACAACAAGGCAGUGCAAUUCCUACUAUGCAGCCUCGUUCCUUAAAUACCAUACAAACCGGACCAAUAUUUGCAGGACCUGAAGGCUUUUACGGCUCACCUUCAUCUCGCAUUCCACAUGGAAAUACACAACGACAUCGGGGUCCGCCGCCAAUACCGCAAGGGCAUUUGACAACCCAUUCGGCAUUACGACAUUCAUAUGGUCCUCCACCCCCUUUAAAAGGAGCCUUAUCGGCACCAUCAACAACCAGUUCCGCAAAUGUCAGACCUCAGGUACAUCUACCGCCCUUUAUUGGAAGUGUGCCACCCACAAGGCAUUCCGGCUCUCACCUUAAUGUAUACGGGCCACCUAUAUAUGGAAAUCCAAAUUUUGUUCAUCGUGGCAAUCACAGGCCUAACCUUCAUUCGACAGAUUAUCCAACAGAACCACGUCCAUAUCACCCUCCAUAUAGUUUUUACCCCCCUCCUCCACCAUUGACAACCCCAGUACGGUCCCAAGUGAUUCUACAGCAACCUCCUACGUCGGUCAUUGCCUCUAGCGUUCAGUCAGCGACACUUCUCUCUAAUAAAGACAAGCCCAUGCCACCAAGAGUUAUCGAGGAAGAUACUAUUGCCAAACCAAUAGUUAUUAAACAGGAAAUAUCUUCUGAAAGCAAUACUUUAAAAUCGCCGGUUAAAACAUCUCCAAAGCCAAUCCCUGAUUCAAGAAAGCAACUGACGACGUUGGAAGAAUAUUCUGCAAGCAGCUCUAGGGUUAAGUCGCCAAUACAGCAAGAGGAACUUUUAUCAACAACUCAGGAUUCACCUUGCAACAAACAGGACGUAGCAGAUGAUCCCCAAUUGACAGCAAUACACGAAACACCGGCAACUGACCGACAGGCUAGCGAGUUUAGUGGCUUAGUGAGCUAUUUUAGUUCUCAACACGACGAUUACACUACGUAGCGUAAGAAAAAAUGAUUCGUAUAAUAAUGUACAUAUUAUUUUCACCGGUGGACAUCCACAAUAAGUAACAAAUAAAAACGUUAAUAGAUUUAUUUACAUACGUACUACAAUUCAAAAUUGCUUAAUUCAAUUGUAAACUUCGUUUGCCGAUUUGGUUUAGUAAUGUGUGUCUAUAAUCUGGUGCAGAAGUAGUGAUUGCACAUUUAUACUGUUCAAGUCGCGUUUUUAAAUUUAAUACGUUUUAAUUUGGGCAUACCCAUUUUAAAUUGGGCAUUCUCAAUAAAUUUAUUAUUUAAAUUUUAAAGAAAAUUUUGUAUAAUUUUAAAAUCCUUUAAAUUUUAUUUUCCACCUUCAAUUAACUUGUAAUUUAAAUUUUUUCAUGCAUUGGUAAGUUAAAAAAUCUUCAAACUUAGAAAUUUUUUUAUUUGCUUUUGCAUAAUACUUCGUGCCAGAUUAAGUUGACUAAAUUCGUUCAGAUUUAUUUCAAGUGUUUUAAGGCAUUAAGUAAAUAUUUUACCAAAUUCCAUCAGUACUUUAAUCAAAUGUUCAAUUAAAUUGGCAGAUUAACCAUCCAUAUUAUACUAAUUUUUUAGUAUAUACUACCAUUUGUAUUUAUAUUAAGCAUUAGUUUUUUCUGCGAUUAAUUCCACAUAUGUAUUCGAACGUAUAAUAUAGACAACAUUACAAAGCAUUAAGUAAAAAAUGGGUAUUUGUCUUUAAUAUCUACCUUUUUCAAAAUAUAUGUAUUUAUUAUAAUUUUAGGAAUAAACACGAAAAAUAUACAUGCCGAUAUUCUAUGGUAUUUUGAAAACAAAAAACGUA